This is a messenger RNA of Clupea harengus (Atlantic herring), 2095 nucleotides long. It is a transcript of the gene rnf168, whose product is annotated as ring finger protein 168. Gene Ontology annotation, cellular component: site of double-strand break; nucleus. Gene Ontology annotation, molecular function: nucleosome binding; ubiquitin-protein transferase activity. Gene Ontology annotation, biological process: double-strand break repair; protein ubiquitination. The record is from RefSeq and is a predicted model, not a curated record. Lineage: Eukaryota; Metazoa; Chordata; Actinopteri; Clupeiformes; Clupeidae.
AUUUUAUUCUGACCCGGAAGUUAAUACUUAAUGACGCGGGUAAUUCUGACUUGAAGAUCAGUAAAUGUGCUGUUGGCUUUCCCGUGUUUUUUUCCCUGGGGCCUGGAAUAAGGUUUCCCCAUGGGAUAGAUAAAGUAUCAUAUGUGUCUCGCUUAUGGUGAAGCCGUUCGCGAAAAGCGGUGGGAUGCCUCCCGUGUCUGAAGUGCAGAUUGCAGUGCCAGAGGAGGGCGCUGGCGGGCUGUCCAGGGCAGAUUGCCUCUGUCCGGUCUGUCUGGAGAUCUUCCUGGAGCCAGUGACGCUUCCCUGUACUCACACUUUCUGCAAAUCCUGUUUUCUGGAAACGGUGGACAAGUCCAACAUGUGCUGCCCACUUUGCCGCAAGCGUGUUUCCACAUGGGCCAGACUUAAUAGCAGGAAAAAGACCCUGGUGGAUAUGGACCUGUGGCAGCGCAUACAGAAUGCCUUUCCUGAGCAGUGCCAGAGAAGAUUGAGUGGACAGGAGGAUGACUAUUCAACCAUACUAAUAGCAACACCCAAAGUGUGCCAGCCAGGAGAACUGCGAAGGGAGUAUGAAGAUGAGGUUAGCAAGGUGGAGAAGGAGAAACGAGCCCUGGAGGAGGACGAGCACCGGGCCAGUGAGGAGUACAUCCAGCGCCUGCUGGCCGAGGAUGAGCAGCGGCUGGCUGAGGAGAGGAGGAGGCAGGAGGAGAGCCAGCAGCAGGACGAGUGUCUGGCAAGACAGAUCAGCCAGCAGCUGAACCCUGAUCCAGGCUCUCAGAUGAACUCCCGACCUGUUGAAAUUUCCCCACCACAGAAAAAGAAACCUGGAGCCGGUGACAUACAAAAGUUUUUUGGUCCGGUCCGAAACAAACACACAAAUGCCUCAGAUUCCAGUCCCACCUCGAGCCUGUUGGCCAACAAGGAGAACAUCUGGAACAUUGAGGUGUCCAUCCUGUCGCCUCAGAGGAGCAACCCCUCGGCCAGCCACACCCUGCCCUCUCUGGACUACUACGGUCCGCCGGCCCAAAGCAGCAGCCGGCCUUUCCCCGACCACCUGUCCUCUUCGCCCUGCUCUCCUUCUUCCAUCUCCUCCUCUUUGUCCUCCUCCAACGAGUUUGAGCUCGCAGACAUCCAAAGCCCUGAGAAGAGCACCUCAUCGACCUCAGCCAAGAGGAAGAGCGGUGUGAUGGAGGCUGCCGAGGGGGAAGGGACCGGGGCGCUAACCCACAAAAGGCCCUGCACGGGCCCCUCGGCGGCGGUGGAGGCCCCGGGGCCCAGCAUGCUGCAGCAGCUGACUCAGCAGGAGGAGGAGCUGCAGGAGCGGCGGCGGCAGGAGGAGGAGGACCGGCGGCUGGCCCUGCAGCUGCAGCGCGAGCUGGACCGCGAGGAGCGCAGCCGCGCCACCGACCGCAGCAAGAGCUCCAGCGACCCCUACGAGCUGCGCCAGAAGACCCCGCGCUCAAACGCGGCUGGCAAAGCCGGAGGUGACGCGGCUACGCCCCAUCGAAGGCGACCCCAGGCAGACCAGGGGAAGACGCCAAAGAGAAGACGGCCUGCCCCUCCUGCUGAUGCUGCUAGCACGUCUGCCAACCCCGCUGCCACCGCCACCGCCGCUGCUCCCACUACAGCUGCUGCCACUCCACUGAAGAAGGGCGGCAAGCAGACCACCAUCAUAGACUUGUUCAACUACAUGAGCAGCUGACCAGCUUAUAUACUCCUAUACUCUUAAUGCUCUUCGUGUGCCUCAACAAACGGUGCUUUUCUCCAUUUCUCUGACCCUGGAUCUUUCCUCUCUGACUGUCUCACGCAUGACCUUACCAGACUGAACUCGCUCAUGCUGCAAACUUUUAAACUAGGUUUUUUUUUCUUUUUUUCUUCUUUAAAUAAUCCAUUACUCACUGAAAUAGAAUGGGUGUUAUGGUUCCUGAACAUUUACUUGCUUUAGAAGAUUUGCCUACUAUAAGCAAAGGUUUCUUUUUUGUAGUUUUUUGUAGUUUUACAUCAGUAUAAAUAUGUUCUCAUGUACUCUGCAAUGAUUUAUUUUUGAUUACAAAACAAAAAUAUUAAAUGGAAGUAUAUAUCUAUAUAUCUUCAA